This is a messenger RNA of Funneliformis mosseae, 1953 nucleotides long. The record is from the annotation of a GenBank genome assembly. NCBI's taxonomy places the organism in Eukaryota, Fungi, Glomeromycota, Glomeromycetes, Glomerales, Glomeraceae.
AUGGGAGAAAAUCCACAGUUUACCCAACCAUGGCCUUAUCCCUAUGAUCAAAGUCAGCAACAAUAUUUGGCACCUCCUGGAACACAAACAGCAGAUUACUCUAACUAUUACUCUGCUGCAGCUGCUUCUCAACCUUUUGUUCAGUAUCAAACCCAAUAUCAAUAUUCUAGCACACCUGUUAACGCUUAUACAAACACGGUUAAUGUUUCUACAGUGUUUGGUCCUCCAGGGGUAACACCACAACCAAACCCCUCAGCUUUUCAGCCUAAUCCACCAGGUGUAAAUGCAAACACUUCGUGGUAUUCUUCAGCAGCAUUAUCUGCUCCCGUACCUUAUCAAACUAACAUUUAUCCUACAGCUUCAUACGAUCCUAAUCAAUAUUAUCAAGCGCAAUCAUACUCAAAUUAUCAGGUUCAAGCAGCUUCGUAUCCUACUUUCUCAACAGUUUCCGUACCUCCUGUUACCGCUAAUCCGAUAACAACUCAAUCAUCUGCUGCACCCAUUGCCGAAAUAAUUCCCACGACAAGCAAGACUACCACUAAUAAUGUUAGUCAAGGUGAAAAGCCGAAUACAAACGACGUUCAACAGACUGCUUCUGGAAUAGCAAACUUGAACGUAAAUCCCAAUAAUAAUAUUACAGGAACCGAAGAUGCAAAAUCAAAACCAUUAUACCGUUCAAUAAAAUUGCCAAGAGGGAAUACAAAUAAAUCUUCUACCAAGAUUAAUCCGUUGCUAAGUCCGAAAUCAGAACCUUCAACACAAAAUCCAUCAGAGAAACAACCGGAGAGUAGAGAAUGGCCUGAAAGUUUGAAAGAUUAUGUUCAGAGAAGUUUCAAUGCUGCACCACACAACAUUGAUGCAAUUGAGAAUGAAUUAAAAAGAAUAAUUACGACUAAAUUAUCAGAAGGCGAGUUUUAUCAAACUGAUUGGACAAAAGUAGAAUUACCGAAAAGUUGCAGCGUAACUAAAGAAAAGGAUAAUAAACGAAGAUUCUUUAAAUCUUCUAGUCGCUCUCCGGAGAGAAGUUUGGUUGAAAAUGAUCGUGAAUUUCAAAAGAGAGAAAAACGUGCCAAACGUUUUCAAAUUGAUAAGAAUAUUAAAUCAUGGGGAUCUCCUUCCGCAGAAAACGAUCCUAUGAUUACCGAUUUGGAUUAUACCAUUGUUGGAACCUGUCAGAAUCUUGAAAAAUCAUAUUUAAGAUUGACUUCUGCUCCUGAUCCGUCUACUGUUAGGCCUAAACGCAUAUUGAAGAAGACUCUAGAAUUUUUAAAAGAAAGAUGGGUCAGAGAAGAGAAUUAUACUUAUAUAUGUGAUCAGUUCAAAUCUUUACGACAGGACUUAACGGUUCAACGUAUCCAAGAUGAGUUUACUGUAAGAGUUUACGAGACUCAUGCUCGUAUAGCGCUUGAGAAGGGCGAUUUGGGUGAGUAUAAUCAAUGUCAAACGCAACUAAAGGAACUUUAUAGGUUAAAUAUUCCAGGUCACGUUAUGGAGUUUAUGGCUUAUCGACUCCUAUACUUUCUAUAUACAAGAAACCGUUCUGAUAUAAAUACUUUAAUCGCAGAAUUAACAGAUGAAAUGAAAAGAGAUGAAUCAAUAAAACAUGCAUUAGAGGUUAGAUCUACUCUGGCUACUGCCAAUUAUCAUAAGUUCUUUAAAUUAUUCCGUAAAGCACCUAAUAUGGGAGCUUAUCUCAUGGAUCAUUUCGUUGAAAGAGAAAGAAUAGCCGCUCUAAUAGUAUUAUGCAAAGCUUUCCGGCCUAAUCUUGACCUCGAGUUUAUAAGUUCUGAGUUAGCAUUUAAAGAUCAUGAAGAAUGUAAAGAAUUUCUUAGUACACAUAAUGCUUCUGCUUUCAUGAAUCCAAAUAACACUUUAAACACUAAAGACGCUUACAAACAUAUUGAAGCAAGUGGCAAAAAGUUUGAGAAAGUUGAUAUCAAAGGACAAAUUUGA